AUCAAGUGUUGAUGACAUGUGUAACUUCCGCUAAAAAUAGAGCGAGUGGAAGUGAAAGUAUUAGAUCUAUAAGAUAUUAAAAAUUUGACUGUUUUACUGCCCGAAAUAACGAUGAAUGAAGAAAGCUUGAAAUUGAGUGAGAAGCUCGUGCCUAGCAAUUAUAUACAUCAGGGUAUUCAGGCAAAGCAAGCUCGAGAAAACACCAUCCGACAAUUGAUACAGCAUAGAAAAUUACCAGAGUGUGGUUGGGAUGAUGUUACCGUAGAGAUGUUUUUACAAGAUGUGGCCGUUAUGGACAGCAAUAAUUUUAACGGUAAUUGUGGGGUCGGUGAAAGAGAGGCCAGAAUAUACUCUUCAUUAGUUUAUAAAAGACAUUUCGGUUUAGGACAUGGUAUUGGCAGAUCAGGUGAUAUCACAGCUGUACAACCUAAAGCUGCCGGCUCCAGUUUAUUAAUGAAAUUAACAAACUCACUGGCUUUGGAUGCCAUUAAAAUAGCAGGCAUAAAGUCUGUAGAAGGGUGUUUUGUGGUACCUAUGGCAACAGGAAUGAGUCUAUCAUUAUGUAUGUUGACUUUACGACAGAAACGAAGAUCGGCUAAAUAUGUAAUAUGGCCACGAAUAGAUCAGAAGUCAUGUUUUAAAUCGAUCAUAACAGCAGGUUUUGAGCCGGUUGUCAUAGAGAAUUGUUUGGAUGGAGAUGAACUAAAGACCAAUAUGUCUGCCAUUAAAGAAAAAAUAGCAUUGUUCGGAGCAGAUAAUAUUUUAUGUGUAAUGACAACUACAAGUUGUUUUGCACCAAGAAUACCAGACAGUUUAGAGGAAAUUGGUUUACUAUGUAAAGAAUAUGAUAUUCCACACCUGGUUAAUAAUGCCUAUGGUUUACAAGCUUCAAAAUGUACACAUCUAUUGCAACAGGCAGCUAGAGUUGGUCGUGUAGACUUGUUUGUCCAAAGUUUAGAUAAGAAUUUCAUGGUACCAGUUGGAGGCUCUAUUAUUGCUGGUUUCGAUGCUGGACUUGUAGAGGAAGUUGGUAAAAAUUACCCAGGAAGGGCAUCAGCCACACCAUCUAUAGAUCUAUUUAUAACUCUUGUUUCUAUGGGAACAACAGGUUAUAAAAAUCUUCUAUCAGAGAGAAAGGAAUUGUGUAAAUAUUUAACUGAAAGGCUUCAAUCUUGUGCCGUACUCCAUGGAGAAAGAUUAUUACAAACAAAACAUAACCCAAUUUCUAUCGGUAUGACUUUAUCUAAUUUGGAUGACAGUAUUCCUCCAACAGAAGUAGGGUCAAUGUUGUUCACUAGAUUUGUAUCCGGAACAAGAGUUGUUGCUCCUGGUAAAAAUAAUACAAUUGGAGGACAUAUGUUCAAAAAUUUUGGUUCACAUUCAGACGUAUAUCCAUUUUCAUAUUUAACUGCAGCAGCCGCGAUUGGAAUGACGAGAAAUGACGUUGACCUAUUUAUAACUAGAUUAGAUAAAGUUUUAACUAAAUGUAAAACAGAUAGAACUGAUAGAAUGAAGACCCAAAAAAUUGGUGAAAGUGAAAGUAGUUUAGAAAAAAGUAAAAGUAGAGAAGUUGAAAGUGAGGCAAUUAAUAAUAGUAGGACAGGGAAAGAUGUCUGAGUUGGACACAAAUUGAAAAUCCAGUUGAACAGUAUUGUGAUAAUUCUCAUAUUUGUGAUGAUUUUUUUUUUAAUUACAAAAUGUCAGAUCAGGGGUGGAUUAAGGGAUCGGCCAACAAAGGUGGCUUGUUCUGAAAGUGUCCAAGGGACAGGGGUUUUAGGGCCGUCCCCAAAAAAUUAAAUUGCUGUAGAUGAGAUUACAACACUUUCCUGUGGGUUUAGAUACAAACUGGAACCGAUGAUUUUGUUGUCUAAAUCUGUCAAAAUCAAAUGAGAUUGGGUUUAAUGCCCUCUCCUUCUGCACCAACUGGAGAAAUGAAGACUGGCAUAUACGCCAUAAAGUGGUUUUGCUAUUGUUAAUCAGUCACCUUGAAAACAAAAUGACCUGUAAUAUACCGCACCACUAAUUUUGAGACAAUGGACAUGCAACAUAUAUUUCACAUUUCAAGCUUUCUGACUUGCGAAAAUGUUCACUGUCUCGAGAUAAUAUUAUCCAUGGGCUUUAGGGCUGCAGCAGGGGCCUCUAGAGAUUAAGUCAAAAGCUAUUUCAAUUGUUGGAUAAAAUAGAUCUGUUUGAAAGGAAUUAAGCAAAGCAAAUCUUCAUAUUUUAAUUGUUCUUAGUCUUAGCUAACGAAUGUCCAGACGCCAAAUUCAGCUCACUGCAUGUGUGGGGCAUUGAACAAAGCUAAUAAAACAAAUGAAAAUUUGACCUGAUGAAUGAUGGAGUGUUGGAUCUGCCUUACUAUUAGACAAAUGUACAGGGUCUCUUGCACUGAUAUCAACGAGACUCUUUUCUCAGAUUCAGGGGCCCGUUUCUUGGACUCAGGACUCCUGCCACAGGGGGUCCAUAUCAAAUUUUCUCUCUAAUAGAAAUUUUGAAUUUUAUUCUCUUUGACUUGGGGCCCUUGCACUGAAGUCAAAGGGGCCCUUUUUUGAUUCAUAGGCACUUUUCUUGGCCAAGCUGAUCAAAUUAAUUUAAAAUAAGAAAAUUCCAUUUUGAUUUAGCACAGAUGUAAAUGAAACCUUAGCAACAUUUAAAAGGGCAGUUCCAGAUUUUUCAGGAAAAUGUAAAUAAAAGUUGAUUUAAGUUUGUGUAUCAAAUGUUUUCCUUUUGUUAAUUUGUUGAUAUUUAUUGUUUAGGCACAUAGCUAUUUCCUGCCAAUUAUUAUAAUGUUAAUUUUAUUGUCAUAUUUAUAAACAUAAAGAAAACACAUCAUCAUUCAUUUGGAAUUGUGUCCCAUUAGGAUAAUUUAUUUUUGAUUAUAUAUUUACAAAUAAUUUGAUAUUGUAAAAAUUUAUUAAACUUGAAUCAAGAUGUAUAGUUUUAUUUAUUCACAAUGUCAUGAUGAUGUAUUACUUUUACCAAA
Molecule: messenger RNA, 2983 nt
Organism: Patella vulgata (common limpet)
Lineage: Eukaryota; Metazoa; Mollusca; Gastropoda; Patellidae
Product: O-phosphoseryl-tRNA(Sec) selenium transferase
Exons: 10
Coding region: 112-1617 (501 amino acids)
Biological process (GO): selenocysteine incorporation; conversion of seryl-tRNAsec to selenocys-tRNAsec
Molecular function (GO): O-phosphoseryl-tRNA(Sec) selenium transferase activity; tRNA binding
Source: RefSeq, a predicted model, not a curated record